Messenger RNA from Penicillium paradoxum, 1065 nucleotides. RefSeq names its product class I SAM-dependent methyltransferase. The transcript is spliced from 9 exons. The record is from RefSeq and is a predicted model, not a curated record. The coding region runs from base 1 to 1065 and encodes 354 amino acids. Gene Ontology annotation, molecular function: methyltransferase activity. Lineage: Eukaryota; Fungi; Ascomycota; Eurotiomycetes; Eurotiales; Aspergillaceae.
AUGGUUUCCACCCCCGAACCCUCGGCGCCAUCCGAACCAAUCCCGUCUGUACCUUCAGUCAACACGGAGACGGCGAAUACUGAGAUCCCUGCCACCCCCGGUCCAAUUGUGGUCGAUAAUUUUGGCGACGACAGCAACAGUGAAUUCGAUGAUGACCUGUCCGAUCUGACCUCCCUGUCGGAUAGCGUGCUCGACUUUGAGUAUGAAAAUGGUCGGCGGUAUUGCAGUACUCGCUCCGGCGGUUAUAUGAUGCCAAAUGAUGAGGAGGAGCAGGAUCGGAUGGAUAUUACACACCAUAUAUGGCUGAUGCUACUAGGAGGAGAGCUCUAUAAUGCGCCCCUCAUGAUGUCGCCACAGAACAUUCUUGAUCUCGGGACCGGAACAGGCAUUUGGGCGAUGGAUAUUGCCGAGAAAUUCCCCAGCGCCCACGUCAUUGGGAAUGAUAUCAGCCCCAUCCAGCCUAGUUGGGUGGCCCCAAACAUCGAGUUCAUCGUGGAAGAUUUCGAAAGCGAAUGGGAAUAUGAAAAGAACCACUUUGACUUUAUCCACGCACGAUGUCUAGCAGGGUGCGUGGCCGACUGGCCCAGAUUUAUUAGGCAGAUUUACGAGCACGUCAAACCCGGCGGCUACUUUGAAUCGCACGAGAGUGCCGUGUGGGCCCGGAGCGACGAUGGCACACUCAAGGAAGAUUCCGCACUCAUGGAAUGGCAGCAGGCCAUCAAUUUCGCCGGCGAAAAGACCGGUCGGGAGCUGAACAUUUACCACAAACUGAAGGAUUGGAUGAUUGAAGCCGGCUUUGAGGAUGUUCGAUUGACGGUCUACACACUGCCCUUCUCGCCCUGGCCGCGCGAUCCCCAUCUGAAGGCCUUGGGGAAGUACCAAGCCGUGCAGUUACAACAAGCCAUUGAUUCUUAUUCGCUGCGCUUGUACACACAGGUGCUGGGCUGGAGUGCGGAGAUGGCGCAGAUUCACAAUGCGGUGGUCAAGCGGGAGCUGCGAGAUAAAAGGUUACAUGCCUAUGUUCAAACCGUCGCCGUCUAUGGAAGAAAGCCUCUGGACUACUAA